CCUCCCUCCCGCCAUGGCCGACGCGCUGACCGACGCGCACCGGCGCUUCCUGCAGGCGCUGCUGGCCCGCGGGGUGGUGGAGGCGGCCGAGGCGGAGCGGCUGCGCCGGCUGUGCUGCCAGCGGCACCCGGCCCCCGGCGCCGGCGAGCAGCUGGACGACUUCCUGGCCGCCCUGAACGCGCAGCUGCAGCCGCUCUCCAUGGAGAUCCGGAAGGGCUCGGCGGAGGACAGCGGGGGGACCUACCUGGCCCUGGUGAACCUGGCAGAAACCGACAUCACCAAAAUGGCCAGCGACUUCUCUGAAAACGAGCUGGAGCUGUUCAAGAAGACGCUGGAUCUGAUCCUGAUGUCCGGGAACGGCUUUGCAUCGUCCACCGAGAUCUUGAACUUGGCUGACCAGUUGAAGCCAAAGAAAAUGAAGAAAAUGGAGGUGGAGCAAGUGCUUCAACAGCUGGUGCAGAAGAAGUGGCUGUGUGAGAAAGAAGGGGAGUACACCCUGCACAUCCGCAGCAUCCUUGAACUGGAACAGUACAUCUUCCGCCAUUACCCGGAGUCUGCCCGGAAAUGCCACAUCUGCCACAGCCUUUCUGUUCAGAGUCAAGUGUGUGAGGACUGUGGAAUUGUGCUCCAUUGCUCUUGCCUUUCCAAGUACUUCCAAGCACAACCAGAGCCCCGUUGCCCUCACUGCAAGCAGUUUUGGCCUCACCAAAUUCCAGACCUCCAUCCUCCCAGCCAGUUGCCCUCGAGCGCCAGGAGAGAGAGCAGGAAAGCCUCCAGGACAGGCUCCAGGCACCAGCAAUAGCAGCAGCACCAACAGCCUCUGACCUCUCGGACGACACGGAGGAGCAGGUUCUUUCUCUGGGCGCACCUGGACAAAGUGGGGCUGUGCAGGGGUUAAAAGCUAAAAACUGCAAGGGCAGCCAUUUUGCCUUCCUUUUUGCUUUGAUUGUGGUUGGGCAGUUGGCCUGCCACUUGUUUGCUGCCUAUGGAGCACUGUCCUCAACAUUUCUCCUUUAUAAGGGGAAUCAUCGCUGUAGACGGGGUUAUAUCUCACUUGGCGCAACAGGACAUGUCUGAGCACUUACUCCACUCACCCAGUGGGCCAUCCCUGCCUCUUCUCUCCCUAAAGACAUUUUGCUGUUGGCAUUACUCCCCCCCCUGAGCUGGUGGGACUUGAGUGGGUGGUAGAUCCAUUAGGGAAUUUUAAUACUUCACCCAAGAGCUUGUUUGCUGCCUAUGGAGCACUUUGGGACUCUGCAGGAUGAUUUGCUUAAGCCUUAAUGUUGGUAGCUGCGAGUGAGGUGUUUUCUACUGACAAAAUAAACUUGGGACUGAAUAUC
Notechis scutatus (mainland tiger snake) is the source of this 1340-nucleotide messenger RNA. NCBI's taxonomy places the organism in Eukaryota, Metazoa, Chordata, Lepidosauria, Squamata, Elapidae. The record is from RefSeq and is a predicted model, not a curated record.